Photinus pyralis (common eastern firefly) is the source of this 2106-nucleotide messenger RNA. It is a transcript of the gene Task6, whose product is annotated as two pore potassium channel protein sup-9. Gene Ontology annotation, biological process: potassium ion transmembrane transport; stabilization of membrane potential. Gene Ontology annotation, molecular function: potassium ion leak channel activity. The coding region runs from base 444 to 1514 and encodes 356 amino acids. The transcript has 6 exons. The record is from RefSeq and is a predicted model, not a curated record. NCBI's taxonomy places the organism in Eukaryota, Metazoa, Arthropoda, Insecta, Coleoptera, Lampyridae. Gene Ontology annotation, cellular component: membrane.
AAAUGUAAUUAUUUCGUGUUUACGUUGAUUUACGUUAGUGCCGCACGUGAGCCGCAGAUUAGAAGCUCGGAAAUGCAAUAGGAAAGCGAGGAAACAAGAAAAUAUUCCAUUGCAUGUUGUAUAAGCGACCGCCAUUUGUAUUGUAUUUAAUUGCAUCUACCUAACGAUGUAAUUACUUUAAUUAAAUUGAAAAUGCGAUAUUUGCAUGUCAGGAAAUCGCAUGGGACUUUUCGUCGAUCGAAACCGUACGCAAUUGUGGCGUUUGUUGCAAUUUACUCGAGGCGUCUUUCGCGAAGAGUACACAACCGAAAUACGGUCGACAAUAGACGCCCGUCUUCACUUCCAGUUGGGGUAAUUGUAAUGUGGAGUUGGCGAGAAAAUCGUACGGGGGGCAGCUAGCGGAGCGAAGGCCCCCCCGGCUUCAGCAUGACGCGCGUUAAAGAAUGAAGAAGCAAAACGUCCGCACUUUAUCGCUCAUCGUGUGCACCUUCACGUAUUUGCUUAUCGGCGCCGCCGUCUUCGAUUCGCUCGAAUCGAAAACUGAAGCUAAGCGAAAGGAAGUCCUUCAAGAAAUCGAAUCGAUCAUCAAAAGGAAGUACAACAUCAGCGACGACGACUUUAAGAUUAUGGAGACGAUCGUGCUGAAAUCGGAACCUCACCGCGCCGGAAGGCAGUGGAAGUUCGCCGGCGCCUUCUACUACGCGACGACGGUUCUCACCACCAUCGGAUACGGGCACUCGACGCCGAGCACCGUCGGCGGAAAACUCUUCACGAUGUGCUACGCCAUGAUCGGCAUCCCUCUGGGGCUCGUGAUGUUCCAAAGCAUCGGGGAGCGCGUGAACAGGCUAAGUAGUGUCAUAAUACGAUCGGUGAAAUCUUCCUUGGACUGUCGCCAGAAGGAGGCGUCCGAAUUGGAUCUGAUCUGCGUAGUGACCACUCUAAGUUCCUUAACGAUAGCCGGCGGCGCGGCCGCCUUCUCCAGGUACGAAGGCUGGACCUACUUCGACUCGGUGUACUACUGCUUCAUCACGCUGACAACAAUCGGAUUUGGGGACAUGGUCGCCCUUCAGAAGGACAGCGCGCUGAGCGACAAGCCCGAGUACGUCAUGUUCGCGCUGAUCUUCAUACUGUUCGGGCUGGCGAUCGUCGCGGCGUCGCUCAACCUGCUCGUCCUGCGGUUCGUCACGAUGAACACGGAGGACGAGCGGAGGGACGAGGCGCAGGCGAUGCAGGCGCUCGCGGGCGCCGUUCGGCUAGAGGGCGACGUGAUCACGGCGAACGGUUCGAUCUUGAGCGGUCAGUUGGGGCACCAUUGCACGGAGACGACGUCUCUGGACGCCGACGACCAGUCGGUGUGUUCCUGUUCUUGUUUUCCUACGCACAGAUACAGCGGAAGAAGAUCGUCAACGGCCAAGCAUCUCCUACCCAUACUUCCGAUGCACGAGCUUCACCCCCCGCAGGGCCCUCUGGUGCCGUCUCCGGCCAUCUACACGAGCCACCGGGCCUCCAUAUGAUCAUUUCCACGGACGUCAGACUAGAGAAUGUGAUAAAGCGUUUUUUCUACAUACACUUCGAGAAGAGACACAACCGCCGUUUAACCCCAAGCUGCACCGUUUGCCAAAAUGGAAAUGGGAUCAAUUACUAAAAUGCCAAAAAAAAAGGGAAAUUCGCCAAAUUUUGAACAAAAAAAAAGUGCUUCCAACGCCACUUUGGUACGAUUAGAUAUUUGAGAAAAUCACGACUAUCUCUCUCCUCCUUUGAACUUCCCACGUCGCCGCGUCUCGCUUUUCGGGCGGCCAAGUACCUUUGGUGCAAUUAUGUACAUAAUCAAUUUGUAAAAAAUCGUUUUUUUCCCUGUGGACCGAGCAAGGUGUAAUUUGUGCAUUGUACAUGAGCCUCGCUCCAAACUGUACACCGCGGAAAAUUGAUCAAGGCCGGGAGAACCUACAACAUAUGCCGCGGCCCGAUUAUUUUUACUGUCUCCCUAUUGAUCCCAUUAAUUAAAUGUACACACUCUCAGUGUCGAUAUCGCCUCUGUUGACAUGUGCUAAUACAUUUAAUCGUCUGUUUGGGGGAUCAAUUGUGUACAGCUCGGAGCGACCUCAU